Chrysochloris asiatica (Cape golden mole) is the source of this 2633-nucleotide messenger RNA. It is a transcript of the gene LZTR1, whose product is annotated as leucine-zipper-like transcription regulator 1. Gene Ontology annotation, cellular component: Golgi apparatus. Bases 103 to 2631 code for a protein of 842 amino acids. Gene Ontology annotation, molecular function: protein binding. The transcript is spliced from 21 exons. The record is from RefSeq and is a predicted model, not a curated record. NCBI's taxonomy places the organism in Eukaryota, Metazoa, Chordata, Mammalia, Afrosoricida, Chrysochloridae.
CCGUCGGCAUAGGGAUCGCAGGGAAAUGUAGUUUUGCCGGGCAGUCUGAGGCGGUGGCCGCAAAUCCCACGAACCCGGCUGCCCUGCGGACGUGGAUCUGGGAUGGCUGGGCCUGGCGUCACGGGUGGUUCGAUUGGGGCCGGAGCCCUGGUAGGCAGCGCGCGGUCCAAGGUGGCCCCGAGCGUGGAUUUUGACCACAGCUGCUCGGACAGCGUAGAGUACCUGACGCUCAAUUUUGGGCCCUUCGAGACUGUGCAUCGCUGGCGUCGCCUCCCGCCCUGCGACGAGUUCGUGGGCGCCCGGCGCAGCAAGCACACAGUGGUGGCUUAUAAGGAUGCCAUCUAUGUAUUUGGAGGAGACAAUGGGAAGACGAUGCUCAAUGACUUGCUGCGCUUUGAUGUGAAGGACUGCUCCUGGUGCAGGGCUUUCACAACUGGGACCCCUCCAGCACCCCGCUACCACCAUUCAGCUGUCGUCUAUGGGAGUAGCAUGUUUGUCUUUGGGGGCUAUACUGGGGACAUUUAUUCUAAUUCUAACUUGAAGAAUAAAAAUGAUCUCUUUGAAUACAAGUUUGCAACUGGCCAAUGGACCGAGUGGAAGAUUGAAGGACGGUUGCCAGUUGCCAGGUCAGCUCACGGUGCCACUGUGUACAGUGACAAACUCUGGAUCUUCGCUGGCUAUGAUGGCAAUGCCAGGUUGAACGACAUGUGGACAAUUGGCCUCCAGGAUAGGGAGCUCACGUGCUGGGAAGAGGUGGCCCAGAGUGGUGAGAUCCCACCUUCUUGCUGCAACUUCCCCGUGGCUGUGUGCCGUGACAAGAUGUUCGUGUUCUCAGGCCAGAGUGGGGCCAAGAUCACCAACAGCCUUUUCCAGUUUGAAUUCAAGGACAAGAUGUGGACUCGCAUUCCCACCGAGCACCUGCUCCGGGGUUCCCCUCCACCCCCUCAGCGUCGCUAUGGCCAUACCAUGGUGGCCUUUGACCGCCAUCUGUACGUGUUUGGGGGUGCAGCUGACAACACACUUCCCAAUGAGCUGCACUGCUAUGAUGUGGACUUCCAGACCUGGGAAGUGGUCCAGCCCAGCUCUGACAGUGAGGUUGGAGGGGCGGAGAUACCAGAGCGAGCAUCUGCUUCUGAAGAGGCACCUAGCCUGGCCUCCGAGGAGCGGGGAAGUGGCUUCAAGAAGUCCCGAGAAGUAUUUGGCCUGGACUUUGGCCCCACAACAGCCAAGCAGCUAGCUCAGCCAGCCUCAGAGCUGCCUAGCGGGAGGCUCUUCCAUGCAGCUGCUGUGAUCUCGGACGCUAUGUACAUCUUCGGGGGCACCAUGGACAACAACAUCCGCAGUGGGGAGAUGUACAGGUUCCAGUUUUCCUGUUACCCCAAGUGCACACUGCAUGAGGACUAUGGACGGCUAUGGGAGAGCCACCAGUUUUGUGAUGUGGAGUUUGUGUUGGGUGAGAAGGAAGAGUGUGUACAGGGCCAUGUGGCUAUUGUCACGGCACGGAGCCGCUGGCUGCGUAGGAAGAUUGUGCAGGCGAGGGAGCGGCUGGCCCAGAAGCUGGAGGAGGAAGCAUCCCUGGCUCCCCGGGAGGCUGCUGGUGGGGCUGUGGGGGGUACCCGGCCACCCCUGUUGCUGCCUGUGGCCAUCCGUGAGGCUGAGGCACGGCCCUUUGAGGUGCUCAUGCAGUUUCUCUACACAGACAAGAUCCAGUACCCACGGAAAGGCCAUGUGGAGGACGUGCUGCUCAUCAUGGAUGUGUACAAGCUGGCGCUGAGCUUCCAGUUGUGUCGCUUGGAACAGCUGUGCCGGCAGUACAUCGAGGCCUCCGUAGACCUGCAGAACGUGCUGGUGGUGUGUGAGAGUGCUGCCAGGCUGCAGCUGGGCCAGCUGAAGGAACACUGCCUAAACUUCGUGGUCAAAGAGUCCCACUUCAACCAGGUGAUCAUGAUGAAGGAGUUUGAGCGCCUCUCGUCGCCUCUCAUUGUGGAGAUUGUGCGGCGGAAACAGCAGCCACCCCCUCGUGCUCCUUCUGAUCAGCCUGUGGACAUUGGCACAUCUUUGAUCCAGGACAUGAAAGCGUACCUGGAAGGGGCGGGGGCAGAAUUCUGUGAUAUCACACUGCUGCUGGAUGGAUACCCUCGACCAGCCCACAAGGCCAUAUUGGCUGCCCGCUCCAGCUACUUCGAGGCUAUGUUCCGCUCCUUCAUGCCUGAGGACGGGCAGGUGAACAUCUCCAUCGGGGAGAUGGUGCCCAGCAGGCAGGCCUUUGAGUCCAUGCUUCGAUACAUCUACUAUGGCGAGGUCAACAUGCCUCCUGAGGACUCACUCUACCUGUUUGCUGCCCCCUACUACUAUGGCUUCUACAACAACCGGCUGCAGGCCUACUGCAAGCAGAACCUGGAGAUGAAUGUGACGGUGCAGAAUGUAUUGCAGAUCCUGGAGGCAGCUGACAAGACACAGGCGCUGGAUAUGAAGCGGCAUUGUCUGCACAUCAUCGUGCACCAGUUCACCAAGGUUUCCAAGCUGCCUACACUUCGGUUGCUGAGCCAGCAGUUGCUGAUCGACAUCAUUGACUCCUUGGCCUCCCAUAUCUCUGAUAAGCAAUGUGCAGAGCUGGGUGCUGACAUAUGAGG